CCAAAUAAACAACAGAAGAAAGUUGCCCAUAAUGCCAUCGAGCGUCGUUAUAGGAAUAAUAUUAAUGAUCGUAUUAAUGAUCUUAAAAAUGUUGUUCCUGCACUUUGUCAUCUCAAAAGUAAAGAUGAUGAUGAAGUCAGUGAAGUUGAUGGAAUUCCUGCUGCCACCAAACUGAAUAAAGCAACAAUUCUUAGGAAAGCAACCGAAUAUAUUAAUUACUUAAAGAACAGCAAUCAAAAACUUAAACGUGAAAAUGAUACUUUGAGGAAAUUGAUUGAAGCUUUACCCGGUGGUACUGAAUUAUAUAAUGCUUAUAUGACAGAACAAGUUGCUAACUCUAAUGAACAUAGUGAGCACACUGGACAGUAUACACCACCUACAUCAGCUGAAAGUUCUCCAGGUUCAUCUCAUCCUGGUUCACCACAUCAACAGGAUUAUGAUUAUUCUACGCCACCGACUCCUCCAACCGGAAAUACUGGUUCAAGAGCUCUAAUGGCUUUAUUCAUGU
Funneliformis mosseae is the source of this 508-nucleotide messenger RNA. Lineage: Eukaryota; Fungi; Glomeromycota; Glomeromycetes; Glomerales; Glomeraceae. The record is from the annotation of a GenBank genome assembly.